CGCCAUAAACAACAAUACGGAAGUGGAAAGAGAAGUCCCGAGGUGCAAAAUGCCACAGUCAUGCUAAAAAUAUUAGAUGUGAUUCCUGUCAGAAUGUACAUGUCGGAAUUAUAAUGCAAGAUAUUUGAUUCUUCACAAACGCCAGUGAGUCGAUCUGACGUAUAUUUGUGUUCGCUCUGGUUAGCCCAAUAGCAAAGCGAUGGAGGGCUCUAAAUCCUCGAGCACAACCAUGCAGGUCAGCUUCGUGUGUCAGCGCUGCUGCCAGCCACUCAAACUGGACACAUCCUUCAAUGUUCUGGACCGGGUGACGAUCCAGGAGCUUAUUGCUCCGUUGGUCACAGUGACACCCAGCAAACAGACUGACAGCACUGAGGGGCAGACGGCACCGGAGGAGACCUUUGUAGAAAACAAGCAAGAUGGAGUGUCAAGAAAAUACAUCCCUCCUGCACGUAUGAUGUCAACAGAGAGCGCCAACAGUUUCACACUGAUUGGAGAAGCAUCAGAUGGCGGUACCAUGGAGAAUCUUAGUCGUAGACUGAAGGUGACCAGUGACCUGUUCGACAUCAUGUCAGGCCAGACGGAUGUUGACCACCCGCUGUGUGAGGAAUGUACCGACACCCUGCUUGACCACCUGGAUACGCAGCUCAACAUCACAGAGAACGAAUGCCAGAAUUACAAGCAGUGUCUGGAGUUGCUGUCACACCUGCAGGUGGAGGAAGAGGAGACCCUUCUGGCAGAGCUGCAGCAGCUGAAGGAGGAAGAGGAGGCUCUGGUUCAGGAGCUGGAGGCUGUGGAGGAGCAAAGAGCAGCUGUGGCCCAGGACCUGGCAGAGAGCAGGAUCCAGUCUCAGCAGCUGGACACGGAGGAGCUACAGUACCAAAAGGAGUACAGCGAGUUUAAACGUCAGCAGCUGGAGCUGGAUGAUGAGCUGAAGAGUGUUGACAAUCAGAUGCGUUACUGCCAGAUCCAGCUUGACCGUUUGAAAAAGACCAAUGUCUUUAACGCCACAUUUCAUAUCUGGCACAGUGGUCAGUUCGGUACCAUCAACAACUUCCGUCUGGGUCGACUCCCCAGCGUGCCGGUGGAGUGGAAUGAGAUCAAUGCAGCCUGGGGGCAAACAGUACUGCUGUUGCACGCUCUGGCAAACAAGAUGGGGCUGCGUUUUCAGAGGUAUCGUCUUGUCCCCUAUGGAAACCACUCCUACUUAGAGUCUCUGACAGACAAGUCUAAGGAACUCCCUCUGUACUGCACAGGCGGCUUGAGGUUCUUCUGGGAUAAUAAAUUCGACCACGCCAUGGUGGCCUUCCUGGACUGUGUGCAGCAGUUCAAAGAGGAAGUGGAGAAAGGAGACACUGGCUUCUGCCUCCCUUACAGGAUGGAUGUGGAGAAAGGUAAGAUCGAGGACACAGGAGGCAGCGGAGGCUCUUACUCCAUAAAAACCCAAUUCAACUCGGAGGAGCAGUGGACCAAAGCGCUCAAGUUCAUGCUCACCAACCUGAAGUGGGGACUGGCCUGGGUCACUUCGCAGUUCUACAACAGAUAAACCUGCUGGACAUUAACUGUGGUCACUGGAUGUCACUUAAAUCUUAUUUGGAUACUUCGCCAAAGGAAAAUGAAUUAUGUCUGAAACAUUUUGCAAGAUUUCAGACUAGAUUGUAUGUUUUGACGUUUAUAAAUGGGGGGUGUAGUUAUAACUUUUUGGUGCAAAGUGGAGACUAGAAAUUGUGGACAUGAAAGACAGGCACAGGUUGCAAUAUCCCUAAAAUUAAGAAGCAAUAGAUACCUGAUUUUUAGUCUCUGUAUUGUCUGCUUCACUAAUAAGUACCUGAAAAGUUGUAUUAGACUUUCUCCCCUAGAAUGUAAUUUAAAAGUAAUCUUCACUAAAUUCCGGUCAAACUAUCACAUUCACCGUUACCUUCUCCUGUUGCACUGCACACCUUUGAACUCACUGUGGAACUCUUUACAGUGAGAACGUUUCCUGUCCAUGUCCAAAGUAAAUAAGCUGUUCAACAAUAAUGUGACAUUGUGGUCAUUGUAGGAUUUUAAUACAUUGACAGUUUGGUUUUCAACAGGAGUUUACCAGUAUUUCAUUAACCCUUACUGCAGUUAUCACAUGUGCAAGUUACAAACAUGCUUUGUAUAGAUGCAGCUUCAAUGUGCAAACUCUGCGCCAUCACAUGUGCUGGUUUGUUUUAAGAUGUGGUGAAUGCUGUCCGAAUUUGAGUCAAUAAACAUUUUAUGCUGUGAAAACAAA
Messenger RNA from Notolabrus celidotus (New Zealand spotty), 2254 nucleotides. RefSeq names its product beclin 1, autophagy related (gene becn1). Gene Ontology annotation, biological process: autophagosome assembly; cellular response to nitrogen starvation; late endosome to vacuole transport. Lineage: Eukaryota; Metazoa; Chordata; Actinopteri; Labriformes; Labridae. Gene Ontology annotation, cellular component: phosphatidylinositol 3-kinase complex, class III, type I; phosphatidylinositol 3-kinase complex, class III, type II; phagophore assembly site. The transcript has 12 exons. The coding region runs from base 200 to 1543 and encodes 447 amino acids. The record is from RefSeq and is a predicted model, not a curated record.